AUGGAAGUACCAGACCGCCCGGUUAGCUUCGUUCCAGCAAAGAAUGGGGACGUCCUAGUCCUGGGAAACUUGAAGCUGCGUGUUAUGGAGGAUGGAUCAAACACGGACAUGCGCAUCAGUUCAGCUGAGCUGAUCAUUCCUCCCGGCGCUCGAGGGCCACCACCGCAUUGGCACGAGAUGCACGAUGAAACCUUCCUUGUCACUCAAGGCAUGGUCCGCUUUCACAUCCCUGGCAAGGCUAACGUUGACGCCCACGCCGGCGAUUAUGUCGUGGUCCCAACCCGCAGCCCCCAUACCUUCUCCAAUCCCGGUGAUAUGGAAGCCAGGUUCUUCAAUACCUACACACCCGCGUUCUACAUCAACUACUUCAAACUCUUGAGCGAAAUGUCGGAGGAGGGGAAGCCAAUGAGUCGGGAAGCAAACGAGAAAGCCAUGAGCUACUUUGCAACCCUCCCUAUCCCAGAGCCAUGA
This is a messenger RNA of Penicillium samsonianum, 471 nucleotides long. RefSeq lists its product as uncharacterized. The coding region runs from base 1 to 471 and encodes 156 amino acids. The record is from RefSeq and is a predicted model, not a curated record. The transcript is spliced from 2 exons. Lineage: Eukaryota; Fungi; Ascomycota; Eurotiomycetes; Eurotiales; Aspergillaceae.